This is a messenger RNA of Penicillium malachiteum, 3189 nucleotides long. RefSeq names its product ribosome biosynthesis protein KRE33. The coding region runs from base 1 to 3189 and encodes 1062 amino acids. The record is from RefSeq and is a predicted model, not a curated record. Gene Ontology annotation, molecular function: ATP binding; 18S rRNA cytidine N-acetyltransferase activity; tRNA binding. The transcript has 2 exons. Gene Ontology annotation, biological process: rRNA acetylation involved in maturation of SSU-rRNA. Gene Ontology annotation, cellular component: nucleolus; 90S preribosome. NCBI's taxonomy places the organism in Eukaryota, Fungi, Ascomycota, Eurotiomycetes, Eurotiales, Aspergillaceae.
AUGCCGCGCAAAGCGAUUGACUCGCGUAUCCCCGCCCUCAUUCGAAAUGGUGUGCAAGAAAAGAAGCGCAGCUUCUUCGUCAUUGUCGGAGACCGUGCCAAGGAUGUGAUUGUUCAUCUUCACUAUAUCUUGUCCAGUGUGGACGUCAAGCAGAACAAGUCUGUGCUAUGGGCUUACAAGAAGGAUCUGCUGGGCUUUACUAGUCACCGCAAGAAGCGUGAGGCGAAGAUCAAAAAGGAGGUCAAGCACGGAAUUCGUGAGGCCAAUGAGGAAGAUCCCUUCGAGUUGUUCAUCACACUCAACCAGAUUCGCUAUGUCUACUACAAGGAAACUGAGAAGAUUCUCGGAAACACAUACGGAACAGUAAUCUUGCAAGACUUUGAGAGCAUGACCCCGAACCUUCUAGCGCGUACAGUCGAGACAGUCGAGGGUGGUGGUAUGGUUUUGCUACUGCUUAAGAGCAUGAACAGUUUGAAGCAGUUGUAUACCAUGUCCAUGGACAUUCACUCGCGAUACCGCACCGAGGCGCACGACGACGUUGUUGCUCGUUUCAACGAGCGCUUCAUCCUUUCUCUGGGUAGCUGCGAUUCAUGCUUGGUAGUUGACGAUGAGUUGAAUGUACUGCCAAUUUCUGGUGGCAAGAGCGUGAAGCCUCUUCCUCCACCCGAAUCCACCGACGAGUCUGCUUCAGGCCCAAAGAAGGAGCUGAAGGAAAUUAAGGAGAGCUUGGCAGAUGCUAAGCCUGUUGGUCCGCUGGUUAAUCUGGCGAAGACCGUGGAUCAAGCUAAGGCGCUUUUGACAUUUGCCGAUGCUAUCGCUGAGAAGACAUUGAAGAGCACCGUUACUUUGACCGCAGGACGAGGACGAGGAAAGUCUGCCGCCCUCGGUGUUGCGAUCGCAGCAGCCGUUGCUCACGGAUAUAGCAACAUUUUCAUCACUUCACCAAGCCCUGAAAACUUGAAGACACUGUUUGAAUUUGUGUUCAAGGGAUUCGAUGCGCUCGGCUACUUGGACCACGUUGAUUACACCAUUCUCCAGUCGACCAACCCUGACUUCAACAAGGCUAUCGUCCGAGUCAACAUUCAUCGCAACCACCGCCAGACCAUCCAGUACAUUCAGCCCCAGGAUGCUCACGUUCUUGGACAAGCUGAGCUCUUGGUCAUCGAUGAGGCUGCCGCUAUUCCCCUCCCCCUGGUCCGCAAGCUGAUGGGCCCUUACUUGGUCUUCAUGGCUUCCACCAUCAACGGUUACGAAGGUACCGGACGUUCCCUUUCUCUGAAGCUUAUCCAACAGCUUCGAGAGCAGGCUCGUGGUGGUAUGAAGUCAGACGAUACCGAUGUGGCAGACCGCAGCACUGGAAAGGCUGCCAAGGGUGCAGACAAGAACCUUACUGGUCGAUCUUUGAGAGAGAUUACCCUUGCUGAGCCCAUUCGUUAUGCCCCCGGUGAUUCAGUUGAGAAGUGGCUGAACAAGGUUCUUUGCUUGGAUGCCACUCUCCCCAAGUCUCACAUGAACACACAGGGCUGCCCACACCCUUCAAAGUGUCAGCUGCUCCAGGUCAACCGGGACACACUGUUCUCAUUCCACCCUGUUUCAGAGAAGUUCUUGCAACAGAUGAUGGCUCUUUAUGUUGCCAGUCACUACAAGAACACGCCCAAUGAUCUGCAGCUCAUGAGUGAUGCGCCUGCGCACCAGCUCUAUGUCCUUGUUCCUCCGAUCGAUGAAGAAGCUACCAAGCUUCCCGAGCCCCUUUGCGUCAUUCAAGUUGCCCUUGAGGGUCGCAUCAGCAGACAGAGUGUUCUUAACAGCCUCAGCCGUGGUCAGCGUGCUGGCGGUGAUCUCAUUCCCUGGUUGGUCAGCCAGCAGUUCCAGGAUGAGGACUUUGCUGGUCUUUCGGGUGCCCGAAUUGUCCGUAUUGCCACAAACCCUGAGUACACUGGAAUGGGUUACGGUUCAAGAGCUAUGGAGUUGCUGGUUGACUUCUUUGAGGGCAAGUUCACUAGCCUGGACGAGGACAUGAUUGCCCCCCAGGAGGAGAUGGUUCGUGUUACUGACGAGGAGCUUGCCAACUCGAAUCUUCUUGAUGACAAUGUUCACGUUCGGGAUAUUCGUACCAUGCCUCCCCUGUUCGGUAAACUGACCGAGCGACGCCCUGAUGCCCUUGACUACGUUGGUGUUAGCUACGGCCUUACACCUACCCUCCACAAGUUCUGGAAGCGCGGUUCAUUCGUCCCAGUCUACCUUCGUCAAACCCCCAACGAUCUGACUGGCGAGCACUCAUGCGUUAUGCUCCGCACUCUGACGGCCGGUACAAAUGAUGCCAGCUGGUUGGGAUCUUUCUCCAGAGAUUUCCAUCGCCGAUUCAUUUCCCUUCUCUCAUAUCAAUUCCGCCAAUUCCCGUCUGUGCUCUCUCUUAGCAUCUGCGAAUCUGCCAAUGCUGGUGCUAAACUCGAUACCGCUGCUGUGCUGCGCAUCUUGAAGAAGGCUGAUCUCGAUGUUGCUUUCUCUCCAUUUGACUUGAAGCGUCUGGAUAGCUACGCCAACAACCUUCUGGACUACCACGUCAUUCUCGACAUGGUUCCUCUCAUUGCCGAGUACUAUUUUGCCAACCGCCUGGCUGGUAAGGUCAGUCUUUCCGGCGUGCAACAGUCCAUUCUUCUGGGCAUUGGUCUGCAGCGUAAGAGCCUGGAUGACUUGGAGAAGGAAUUGAGUCUUCCUUCCUCCCAGCUCCUCGCCAUGUUCCUGAAGAUCAUCCGCAAGAUUUCCACUCACUUCCGUGGAUUGAUUGAGGGUGCUGUGGCCGAGACCAUCGUCGAGCAGGCUCCUGUCUCCGCACCUUCUGGCGGUGCUCAUGAUGACGAUAUCAUUGAGGACCGAUUCAAGCCACUCGACAUUUCCAUCGAGGAUGAGCUUGCUGAGGGUGGUAAGCAGGUGAACGCAGAGUUGCGCGAGAAGCAACGGGCUCUCAUCGAUGCCUUGCCUUUGGACAAAUACGCAAUUGAUAACGGUUCCACAUCCUGGGACGAUGCUGAAAAGCAGAUCCGCGGCGGUGGUGCUUCUACAGUCAGUGUGAAGAGCAAGUCAUCGAAGCGCAAGAAGGGCGAGACUGCUCGUGAGAUCUACGACAAGGAGAUUGACUCCAAGAGACAGAAGGUGAUUAAGAAGGGCACUGAGGGCCGUAAAAAAUAG